ACUAUUUAUCGGUAAAUUUCGCCGUCUAUGGCGAUAAAUUCGAGGAAUUAAUUUGUUAAUAUAUUAUAAGACGUCUAGAUCUUCUCUCGCAUCUAAAUUCAGACGCGCAUGGUGUUUAAUUGAAACACCAAUAUCUUGAGAUUAGCCAGGGUUACAGUACAGCAGAGUUCAAAAGGUCAUUCGUCAUUAAUUCAACAAUAUGACGAUAUCUUUUUGCUUCAUUUACCUAUGUCAAUUCAGCAUUUCUUCGAUCUAGAUAGGUGGUAUCGUUUCCUUCGUGUGCGCCUAAAAAAUCACGAAAAAUCAGCGACGAAGAAUUUAUACUUAUUCGUCUCGAUUUUGUAAAUAACUUCGUAACACCUAGAUUGUGAAAAUGUAUGAAAUAUGUUUGAACAGAUGUUUACCAACAAUAGGUACUUCAUUAACCUCGUACUUUCGGCUUCGGCGUUGUCAAAGUUGAAUCGGAAUGGGUGAUACGUUAAACGACGUAUCGUUUCGUGGAUGUGUUUCUGAACCAGAAAAUGAAGUGUUUAAUUAUAUUAUUAAUUUGCGUACCAUUUCAAUUUGCUUUAAUCACGUAUCGAAAACCGGCCGAAACAUAUGUGCUUAGCUUGAUUCAUUCGUUGAAUAAAAAUCUCAUCCCGUUGAAAGAUUAUUUCUUUCGCAUGAUUAAAGAAAAUUUUGAAAGUGAUGUUGAAGAUACUGAUGAAGAUGAAAGUAUAGGAUUAAAUGACAAUCUCAAUUCUGAAAUCGUCACAGUCAGGAGUAAAAGACCAUCGCUUGUUCAGUAUCGAGUCGGACAUGUUGUUGUCAACAUUCGGUUGAAAUUCGUUGGUAUAAUCAUUGGAUGGCGAUUCAAAGAGGGCCAAGAACCAGUGUAUGAAGUAUUAACUGAUCAUCCUAGCGUUUCUGAGUAUAAAACAACCUCAUUACAAAAAGAGUUAAUUCGAUUGGAAUUUAUCCAGAUUUAUCAUGGUGAAGCAAUGAAAUAUUUUGAAUAUUUUGAUCACAAUAAAUCGCAGUAUGUUCCCAAGCCAUGGUUGAGAAUUGUUUAUCCGCUGGAUUAGUAAUUAGCGUUGCUUUUCAAAUUUAUUUGUGGGUAAUUUUAGAGAUGCCCAAAAGUAAAAGUGCAAAUUAAAAAUCAUAAUUUUGUAAUUUGUAAAAUGAAAAUAGAAUAAGUUUAAUAAAAAAAACUAAAGAAAUAGGUAAGUGCUCUACACAAUUUUAUUGUACAUAAUAUGAAUUCCUUGUUAUUGUAUUCAAUUUUAAUGUUAUGUUGUUAAAUUAGAAAGGUUUUUCAAUUAAGUAAUAAAUUAAUUCAAUUUUUU
Planococcus citri (citrus mealybug) is the source of this 1328-nucleotide messenger RNA. RefSeq lists its product as uncharacterized. The record is from RefSeq and is a predicted model, not a curated record. Lineage: Eukaryota; Metazoa; Arthropoda; Insecta; Hemiptera; Pseudococcidae. The coding region runs from base 522 to 1067 and encodes 181 amino acids. The transcript is spliced from 4 exons. Gene Ontology annotation, molecular function: DNA binding.